AUGCCGACGGAUCUAGAUCACAGUAAGAUCUACGAUGAUAAAUUAUUGACAAGGGUUAGUUCGAUGCUACAUCCAGAUAGCUUCAAUUGCUGUGAUGAAGAUGCAUCAAAAUUGGGAACUAUCAGCAAUCCAGUUCGUUACUGUGGAGCACAUUUUGAAAAGGCUUGGUUUGAUCUGGCACUCCCACACCAGAAUAGGCCGAAUUUUUAG
Messenger RNA from Cercopithifilaria johnstoni, 210 nucleotides. NCBI's taxonomy places the organism in Eukaryota, Metazoa, Nematoda, Chromadorea, Rhabditida, Onchocercidae. The record is from the annotation of a GenBank genome assembly.